UCACUGCUCCACAUCCUGCCCCGCUCCUGCACUUCCUCAUUCAAGGCAGAAGUGGCUCUCAGCAGCACGUUUGGAUCUCAGCACAUGCAGAAAGGAUACUGAGAGAUUCCAGAGCCCUCCCUCCCACUCCAGACAAGAAACCUGCAAGAGCUCCUUAAGUCUCCUAUGGAAGCUGAGCAUUCCUAAACAUCCACAGAAGGUGGCAGUCCAGGUGACAGGAUGCUGCGUGCACGUGACAGUGACUGAGCUUUGUUUCCACAGACACAACUUGCAGCUGAAGCGCCUGGUGAAGCUCCCAACAGGGACGGAUUCCCAAAGGGCUGGGAAGGCACAAAAAUGAAAGGGGAGACUGCACUCUGGAUGGUUGCCUGCUUGCUGCUUGUGUCUCUACCCAGAGGUCAACAAGAAAGUAUAUACCAUGCAUUUGUUGGAGAAACUGUUGUUUUGCCUUGCACCACCAGCCCUCCUGGAGAGCUGAUCUUUUCCAAGUCAAUGCUCUACUGGCAGAUUGACAAGAAGAUAGUGCACUUUUUUCAGAAAGGGCAGGAUUCACUGGGGUCCCAGGACAAACAUUUCUGUGGCAGAACCAGCCUUUUUUUGGACCAGAUGAAGCACGGCAACCUUUCCUUGAAGAUCUCCAAUGUCCAGUUACAGGACAGUGCGGAGUAUACCUGCAUCUACAAACAGGAUCAGAAUCAUCAAACAAAGAAAUCAUAUAUUAAACUCAAUGUCUCAGCCCCACGUAUGACUGAGGAGACACCUUUUUCUUCUGGGCAGAGUCAGAUUCCCUCCAGAAGCCCUCCUGAAACACCACGUCUGGCUGUACUUUCCCUCUCUUUCCACCUCCUGGUCACACUGGGGGUUUGGCACUUGUAACCGGGGAAGGCAACCUUGCCUUUGGGAAGUUUUCCUCGCCAGGGGACAUCACUGGGCAGAACAGGCCUGUGGGUUCCAGAGCCACGUGACAGAAACACCAGUAGCUGAAAACAGACGAAGCACUGGGUGUUCAGGUCCCACAUUUUGGUUCCAAAAAAAAAGCAAAGGCAGCAAAACUCCGAGGUGGCAAAUCUGCUCUUCCAUUUGGUUCUUGGAGUCCAGUUUUAGUGCUGCCAGUGGGAACAUUUUAAUUUGGAUUUUGUGGGUUUUCUUUAAUAACAGGAUAAAAGACUCACAAAACUACAGGGUGACAUUAUAAUUGACCUUAGUGAGACGUUUUGCUUAAGAUCUCAUCUGCUGUCCUUCAGAGACAGCUGAAAGGAGGAGCAGGUGUAAUCACCCUUUGUGCCAGACAAAAUCUGGAAGUGGGAAGGACCUCCCAUUUUGUGAAACAUAAAGAAGGAAACCUUGUGAAACUGCAGGCUGUGGAACUUUAGCUUCUGUUUUCACUCUUAAGCGUCAUGGGCUAUUAGUAAGAACAUUUUUUUUUCCACAAGAAACAUAGUAUUUCUUCAGCGGAAGGGUGAAGCUGAUGGAGAAAGGGGAUGAAAGCUAAUAAAACAUCAACACAGAGGAAGGAAGUGAUGUAUUACUACAAAGUCCAAAUCAGCCAAAAAGCUUUAGAAGGGUGAAUUCAACGUUUCCUCUUUUUUUUUGUCAUGAAGCACUGCUCACAAACGUGAGCAUCACCAAAAAGUUGGAUACUUAAGGUAAAACUGUGCAAUAAGAAAUUGUUACUGUGACAACGUAGCUUCGUUAAAAACAGCACCUUGGGGGGGGGGGGGGGAAGAGAAAGGUAUUUAAAAACUCCUCAGAAUCAUUGUAACUGACUGCAAACUAAAUAGGUUCAUUUCUGGAAAUGUUCAAUUCGGGUAGAGUUCGAUGGUCCUGUAGGUUGGAAGGAUCCUGCUACAAACAGUGUCAAGAAAGUGCAGAAGUUUUGUUUCGGGCCAGAACUGCAGCUACCCUAUUUCACAACCAAAAAGCAUCCAGAGGACAGAACUACUCCCCUGGGCGGCUUAUCAGCAGUGACUGCAACACACCCCUCCGGGCUGAGCCCUCGAGCAGGGGAAGUGAUUCAUAAGGACUCCAGUGAAGUCAUUUUGAUUUGCACUUUUUUCUUUCAAAGGAAAGAGAAGAAGGGAACAGAAUAAAUUAGAACUUAAAAUGAUGUUAUCCAUCGAGGUAAAGGGAAUGGUUACCUUUGAAUUUUUUAACAAAGGGCCCUUUCCCCGUGGUGGGGAAGAGGGACAACAUCCCACGCUCACAUUGUGCUAUUGCUGCAGUGAAGCUCAGCAGGUACUUGUCUACCCUGGGUACAGAACAGUGCAACAGCUGGGGUUCCCCUUCACAGAAGGAUUUGAAUGUAAGAACUGUACAUCCUGUGAUUGUCUUUCUGUGUCCUA
Molecule: messenger RNA, 2342 nt
Organism: Empidonax traillii (willow flycatcher)
Lineage: Eukaryota; Metazoa; Chordata; Aves; Passeriformes; Tyrannidae
Product: myelin-oligodendrocyte glycoprotein-like
Exons: 7
Coding region: 337-876 (179 amino acids)
Biological process (GO): negative regulation of T cell proliferation; positive regulation of T cell proliferation; cell surface receptor signaling pathway
Cellular component (GO): external side of plasma membrane
Source: RefSeq, a predicted model, not a curated record